UUUGUGGGGAUACACGUGGGAGGCGGCAGGUUCGGUUUCAGCGACCAGCUGCAGAUCGGCCACGCCCCCUGAUCGAUGGCCCCGCCCUCAGAUAGCCGCCGCCGCCGCCGCGCCCCUGGCUCCGGGAGCCUGGAUCUUCCCUGGCUGCCGGACUCUAACCUCCGGUACCGGGACCGGCGCUUCUGGGAUUCGCGGUACCGCCAGGCGGGGGCUACUGCGGCUGAGUGGUUUGGGGGCUUAUCCUGCUUCCGCCAGCAGCUGGAGGCGGAGCUGCGCCCGGGGGACCGGAUCCUGGUGCUGGGCUGUGGAAACAGCGCCCUGAGCUCCGACCUGUUCCAGCUCGGCUACACGGAUGUCACCAGCGUUGACUAUUCUCUGGUGUGCAUCGCGGGCAUGCAAGCCCGCUACGCCCAGUGCCAGGGCCUGCAGUGGGUGGUGAUGGAUGCUCGGGACUUGGCCUUCGCAGACGGCACCUUCGACGUGGUUCUGGAGAAGGGCACGCUGGAUUCCAUGAUGGUGGCGGAGAUGGACCCCUGGAAUGUGUCACCCGAGACCACGGCGCUGCUGGACCAGGUGCUAAAGGAGGUCAGCAGAGUCUUGCGGCCGGGAGGCCGUUUCAUCUCCAUCACCUUUGCCCAGCCGCACUUCCGCAAGCGCCACUAUGCCCAGCCCGCCUAUGGCUGGUCCCUGCGCCACUCCACCUACGGCACUGACUUCCACUACUUCCUCUACGUCAUGUGCAAGGGCCAGGAGCUGUCCCCUGCCGACCUGGCGCUGGGGCGGAGACUCCACGAGCCGCCCGGCCCCGCCUGCCCGCCCAGCUUCCUCCAGGCCUCAGACAGCGAGGAUUAUCUCAGUGCUAUUGAGCUGUGAGUGGGAAGGGCCUGCCACAGUUGUAGCAGCAAGGAGUUCUCCAGCCAACUUGGGGGCCUAAACCAACCAGCGCCAGCUGCAGCUGCCAGUGCCAGAUUCAUGGGGCUGGGUGACAGCGGACUCCUCUAAUCCAGUGCCUUGCCUAUGGCUGGAGCCCAGCCCAUCCUUCCAGCCACCUGGGUGCUGUGAGACCAAAGGGAAUGUUGGUUUGCAGCCAGCUCAAUAAAGUUGGUUUCUCUAUAGUC
Caretta caretta (loggerhead turtle) is the source of this 1118-nucleotide messenger RNA. RefSeq names its product EEF1A lysine methyltransferase 4 (gene EEF1AKMT4). Gene Ontology annotation, molecular function: S-adenosylmethionine-dependent methyltransferase activity. The record is from RefSeq and is a predicted model, not a curated record. NCBI's taxonomy places the organism in Eukaryota, Metazoa, Chordata, Testudines, Cheloniidae.